This is a messenger RNA of Aspergillus sclerotioniger CBS 115572, 2187 nucleotides long. RefSeq names its product BAR domain-containing protein. The transcript has 8 exons. The record is from RefSeq and is a predicted model, not a curated record. Gene Ontology annotation, molecular function: protein binding. Gene Ontology annotation, cellular component: cytoplasm. Bases 1 to 2187 code for a protein of 728 amino acids. NCBI's taxonomy places the organism in Eukaryota, Fungi, Ascomycota, Eurotiomycetes, Eurotiales, Aspergillaceae.
AUGUCUCGACACGGCGACUACCGUCGCUCUACUGGGGCUCUCAACGAGGACCAUUAUUCGCGUGAGCGUCACCGCCACCGUCACCGUUCACGUGGACCCCCGGUACUCGAUCGCCCCCGUCGUGUCGAAGAGGAUGAUCGCUUUGAAUAUCGCCUCAAGGAAGAGGAACGAUACGGCCCUCCCGCCCGUCGCUCCGAUGUGUUCUACAAGGAUGGUCAUUUAGUCUACCCCUCGGGGCCGCUGGUCAUUCAUGAACGCCGUCAUGCGGACAGUCCCCCGCCUCGCCCGCGCCUGCUGCGACGACAGUCCUCUUUGGACACCUUUGAUCGUGUCCCAUCGCGCAAAAUCGAUGAAUAUUACUAUAGCGACUAUCCUCCCAGAGCAGCUCCCAGUCCCCCGCCGAUGCGGAGGCGGGGCUCAUUUCACCGAGCCCGCGAACCGGAUUACUACGAGGAGAUUCGCAUCGCGGAACCAGAAUACUAUGGCGACGAAGAGUACCGGGAGUUCCGCGAACGGGAGCGGAUCGUGGAGCGCCCACGUCGCUCAAUGAGUCGGUAUCGUGAGAGAAUGGUAGAGGAAGUUGACGUGGAGAAACCAUAUCCUCGGAGAGGCAAAACUCGCAUGCCUCGCAAGCUGGUCCACACCAGCGCGAUCCGCGAGUUUGGCUAUCCGUAUGAGGAAGAGGGCAAGAUGCUCAUUAUUCAGGUUGCUCUGUCCAAAGAGCAGAUUGACGCGGUCAUCGGUAGGAGUCGCGAGAUCAAGCACAUGACCGAGACUCGUUAUAAGCAUACUCCCUCACCGUCGCCCGUCCGUGAAAGGCGCCGCGACCGCACGGUGGAACGAAUUGCCAUGGAGAGUUACACCCCCCGUACAAGCCAUGAGACUUUGCUCAUCGAGCCGUCCCCGUCACGACGCCGGUCGCACUCGCGCCACCCUCGCCAUCACCAUGAUGAGCUGUCGGAAAAGAAAGUGACAAGGACAGUCUCUCGGACGCGAACGUUAUCGGUCCAGGGUCGCCCUCGCCGUCGGUCAUCGCCCGUGCCUAGAAUCGAGAGGUAUGACGAUGGAGUACAUUUCAGUAAGGUCCAGUCCGGCCCACUUGCUAUCGUCGUGCGCCCGCGCGAUAGCGAUGAUGAUCUGCGAGAGUACGCGCAAAUCGAGCGACGUGGCGGUGGAGAGGUAAUCAGGACCACGGACAUCAUUGGCGACGGCGAAGAGGAAGAGAUCACCGAAGUGAGAAGGGAUCGCAGAGCAAACUCGAGUCGCAUCAUGGAUAAGUUCCAGGCGUUCGGAAAGAACCUCAGCGCGAGCUUCUCGCCCUUUGCUGCGCGCACUCAGCAGAUGAUCAAAGAGCAGCUGGGCCAGGCAGAGGACAGGACUCAACUUCCCGAUGAGUACAUCGAGCUGGAGAAGCGCGUGGAUGCCCUGAAGAUCGUCCACCAGAAACUUCUUCAAGUGACUUCCCAAUAUUCCAACGAGGCCUACGACUACCCGCCUAACAUCCGUGAAUCCUUCAACGACCUGGGCCGCACCAUCAACGAGAAGGUUACGCUCCUCUCCCAGGCCUCCUCGCCCGCAGAGGCCCAGGCGGCCCUGACGGCCCCUCCCUCGGCCAAGCCGCAGCCCAAGACCUUCAACCACGCUAUUGCCCGCGCCUCCCUGGCAGGAUCCCAGACCCUGGCGCAGAACUCCCGCAACGAGGACCCACUGGCCACCGCACUGGAAAAGUACGCUUUGGCGGAAGAGAAGGUGGGCGAGGCUCGUCUGGCUCAGGAUGCUCAGAUUCAGUCCCGCUUCCUGGCUGGAUGGAACACCACGCUUAACACGAACUUGAUGUUCGCGGCGAAGGCGCGCAAGAACGUUGAGAACGCUCGUCUUAUGCUUGACUCGGUCAAGGCCAGCAAGAAGGCCGCGGCCAAGGGUGACUGGGACAACCUGAGUGAGGAGGCUCGUCAGGAGAUCGAGCAGGCGGAGGAUGAGUUCGUCGGACAGACCGAGGAGGCUGUGAGCGUGAUGAAAAACGUCCUCGACACCCCGGAACCCCUGCGGAACCUGGCCGACUUGAUCGCGGCGCAGCUAGAGUUCCACAAGCGGGCGUACGAGAUACUCAGCGAGCUGGCUCCUGUUGUUGAUGGCUUGCAGGUUGAGCAAGAGGCCAGCUACCGUAAGAGCCGUGAGGGAGCGUAA